AUGAAAAACCUGCGAGAGCUCGCCGACCAGUCCAAGCAUUGCCGCUUUCACAGGCAAAAUGGUCACGACACCGAAGACUGCCGCGAACUGAAGCGGCAGAUCGAGGAGCUCAUCCGCGGGGGACACCUAAAUCGGUACAUCCGACGUAACGGGGAGUCCUCGCCUCUCCCGGAGGGCCCCGUGGAGCGCCACAUCGAUGUCAUCACCGGAGGACCGGUAAUUGAGGGAACCAGUAUGUCGGGGAGAAAGGCAUAUGCCCGUUCCGCCAGGAUCGAUCCUCCCCAACAUGGUCCCGACCCCAAGGUCGCAUUCCCUCCCGAGGACGUCAAGCCACCGGAGCACGACGAUGCGCUUGUGAUAAUGGCUCGAAUCGCUAAUGCCUAG
This is a messenger RNA of Musa acuminata subsp. malaccensis (wild Malaysian banana), 384 nucleotides long. The record is from RefSeq and is a predicted model, not a curated record. NCBI's taxonomy places the organism in Eukaryota, Viridiplantae, Streptophyta, Magnoliopsida, Zingiberales, Musaceae.